AUGAUCAGCACUCAAUCUCAAUCCCCAUAUUGUUACAACGAUAAAGGCAACUACACCACCAACAGUACCUACAAGACAAACCUCAACACCCUUCUCUCUUCUCUUUCUUCCCCCUCCAACAACGGCAAUGGCUACGGCUUCUACAACUUAUCCUAUGGGGAAAACCCCGACCAGGUUUACGCAAUCGGGCUAUGUCGAGGGGAUGUCACGGUGGACUUUUGCCGUGGCUGCCUCAGCAACGCCACACAACAGAUCACACAGGGCUGUCCCAAUCAAAAGGAAGCUUUCGGCGUAAUUGAACAGUGCACGCUUCGCUACUCCAACCGCUCCAUCUACGGAGCCAUGGAAACUUUCCCUCCUCUCAUGUGGUAUAACGCACAGAACGUGCCCUCCGACGUCGACGGGUUUUCUCAAGAACUGAAUACGCUACUGGAGGACCUAAGGGGUCAAGCUGCAGGAAACGGUUCACUUCGAAAAUUUGCGGUAGGGACCGCAACCUUUCCCAACUUCCAAAAUGUCUAUGGACUUGCGCAGUGUACGCCAGAUUUGACCGAGCAGGUCUGCAGUGAUUGCUUGGGCAGUUCUUUGGCAGAUAUUCCAAAAUUUUUUGAGGGGAAGCAAGGUAUGAGCUUCGUUAACACUACAACUAUCCGACCAUUGCCGUCUUCUCCGUCGCCACUGUCUAGUCCUCCUCCACCGCCACUGUCUAGUCCUCCUCCCCCGUCAACCAGUACAGGAGGAUCGAAGAGUGACAAAUCUCGAACUGUCAUCAUUAUCGUUGUGCCAAUUGUUGUUUCUGUGGUACUAAUAGUUAUGUUCUUCUGCAUUUGUUUAAGAGUAAGGAGGACAAAGAAAAAACUUGAAACUGGGAAGUUAAUUCCAGGCAACGACGAUACAGAUGAAAUUGGAUCUGCAGAAUCCUUGCAAUUUGACUUGGCCACCAUUAGAGUUUCCACAAAUGACUUUUCUGAAGCAAAUAAACUUGGACAGGGCGGAUUUGGAUCUGUUUACAGGGGUAGGCUUCUCAAUGGAAAUGAUAUAGCUGUAAAAAGGCUCUCUACAAAUUCUGGGCAAGGAGAUUUAGAAUUCAAAAAUGAGGUCUUGUUAGCGGCUAAACUUCAACACCGGAAUUUAGUUAGACUCUUAGGUUUCUGCUUAGAAGGAAGUGAAAGGCUUCUUGUCUAUGAAUUUGUCCUUAAUGCAAGUCUCGAUCACAUCAUAUUUGACCCAACAAAGCGUGCACAACUAGAUUGGGGGAGGCGCUACAAAAUCAUAGUAGGCACUGCUCGAGGCCUCCUUUACCUCCACGAAGACUCUCGCCUUAAAAUUAUUCAUCGUGAUCUCAAAGCUAGUAACAUCUUGAUAGAUGCAGAAAUGAACCCCAAAAUUUCAGAUUUUGGCAUGGCAAGGUUGUUUGUGCCUGAUCAAACGCAAGGCAAUACUAGUCGGAUCGUUGGGACCUUUGGGUAUAUGGCUCCAGAGUAUGCAAUGCGUGGGCACUUUUCUGUUAAGUCCGAUGUCUACAGUUUUGGCAUGGAGAAAUGCGGAGGAUCUUCUAAGUUUCGCCUGGAGAAGUUGGAGGGAAGGGACAGCUUCAAAUCUAAUAGAUCCAACAUUGAAGACUGGUUCAAGAAAUGA
This is a messenger RNA of Prunus armeniaca (apricot), 1638 nucleotides long. Lineage: Eukaryota; Viridiplantae; Streptophyta; Magnoliopsida; Rosales; Rosaceae. The record is from the annotation of a GenBank genome assembly.